Molecule: messenger RNA, 1397 nt
Organism: Orbicella faveolata
Lineage: Eukaryota; Metazoa; Cnidaria; Anthozoa; Scleractinia; Merulinidae
Product: tetratricopeptide repeat protein 16-like
Molecular function (GO): protein binding
Source: RefSeq, a predicted model, not a curated record
UUCGAAUUUUAGUGACGUCAUGUGAAAACCAGCUAUUGCAGAUCAAUUAGGCCAACCUGGUUCCAGGAGUCCCAUCCAAUCCUGAAAGUUUCCUUACUCUCAAGGUCGCGAAGGACUAAGUAACACUCCUGAGCCAGCGAUAAAGGCAGUCCGUUGCCAUUGAAACAAAACAAACAUGGCGUCCGUGGUAAGAGCAAAAGUUGUCUGAAUGUACCGCGAGAACACAUCAAUUUGGAGGGUUGAUUUUCGUCUUGAAAGCACGUGACUACAACAAAUGUCAAGUAACACACCAGCUAAACUAUCAGAAGGAAAUGAAGAUGACCAUGAAGGGAAAGAAGGAGAUCUGGUGACUCCUCAAAGAGCUCUUGUAAAGUUCGUCGAGCAUCCUUCGGAGUCAGACGAAAACAGCGGAGAUGAACCUUCACAUCUUAGUCGCGAAGUCACCAAAGAAAUACGAAGGAGAAGAAAGACUAUUGUUAAUUCUUUUCGACUCGCAGAGCUGGUUCCGACUACGAACACACCACACUCAAACUACCGGCGAAAAUCGGUUGUUGUUCUGACGACAGAAACUGUGAUAGAUGCAAAAGCUGAACAACACUUUAAUGAAGGUGUUACACUAUCAGAUUGGGAGGACCAUAACCAGGCUAUAACAUCAUUUAACAAAGCUAUUUCUCUAAAACCAGAAGUGGUCAAAAACUACAUUGCAAGAGGUGAAAGUUACUUGCAAAUAUGUGACUUUCAGUCUGCGAUUUUAAACUUCAAGAAAGCCUGUAUACUGGAUCCAGACAAUGAUCAAACAUAUUCCAGAUUAGCAUUUCUGUACUUUCUUCAAGGACAAUGUUUAUUUGAUGAAAAACUUUACAGUGAAGCAUUGGAAUCCUUUUCAAGAGCAGCAGAAAUGAAACCUGAAAUGAUUGGUUAUCACACAAGAAGCGUGGCUUGCUUGGCUGCCCUUCAGAGACAUGGAGAAUGUUUAGCACUUGUAAAUAAAAGACUAGAAGAAGAAACUGAGAACCCAGACCUGUUUAUCAUGAGAGCAAGACUACAUGAACUCUUCCGUAAUUCAACUCUCUGUUACUAUGAUGCUAAAGAUGCACUCGCUCUUGCCCCUGAGAAUGCAGAAGCUAAAACUUUGAUGGCUUCACUUGAGAAAAAAGCAAAGGACAGCAGACAACAGGCCAUACAGUUACAUCUAAUGGGCAAAAUCAAAGAAGCUCUCUCUAAAAUAUCCACUGCCAUAGAAACCAAUCCAUCAGUGGCAGAUUUUCAUGUCUUUCGGUAAGUAUGGCUCAAACACUGUCUUAUGAAUCAAUAUCACUGGAAAGAAGACUGUCUUGCAUUUACUUUGUAUAUAUUCAUUAGCUACAUGUCUGCACAUUAAAACUUGCAGAAAUUAC